AUGGAAUUUGUAGAUAAAAUACUAAACAUAAUUAAUGAACCAUGUAAUGAUAAUAAUGAACAAUGUAAACUGCAGCUUUUUAGAAAAUUGGAUGCCGAGGUAGCUAAUAUGAAUUGUGGAACAUUUGGUUGUUCAUACUACAGUCAUAUGGACCUGAAUGUUAGUCAUGAAUUUAAAAAAUUUUAUUCAUAUAUUUAUAAUAAUUCAUAUAAGGUAGACGAAUACAAUGACAAUGUAUGUGCUUGUUUUAUUGCAUGGAUAAACAAAAAAAAAAAUGAUUUAACAAAUGUUGAUAUGGUAUUAUGGGAAAAAGAUAUGACAACACUCUUUAAUUACAUAAAAAGUACAUCUCCUGGUUCACCACAUGAUAAUUUUUGUAAAUUGAAUUAUGCUCAAUCUGAAUGUAAAUUAUCAAAAAAAUUACAGAGGACUUCAUUGGAUAUAGAAGCAUUACAUACAGAAAUACAUGCAUUAAUUCCAAGAAAUCUUACCACUUCAUUUAUUUCAAUGAAAUAUGUUUUUACUUUUUGCUUCCUACUAUUCAUAACAGUGCUUUUUACAUUUAUUUUUCUAAUGAAUUUCGGUAAAAUCCAGAAAUUUUUAUAUAAUAAAUGCAAUAUGAAAUUUUUAAUAUGGAAGUAUACUAAAAAUACACACCCUUAUGGAAAUUAUGAUGAAUUUCCACGUUCUUCAGAAAACGAAAGAUUUAAUAUUCAUUACCUUUCAGAAAAUAAUUUUUAA
This is a messenger RNA of Plasmodium gonderi, 741 nucleotides long. Its product is annotated as variable surface protein. The transcript is spliced from 3 exons. Lineage: Eukaryota; Apicomplexa; Aconoidasida; Haemosporida; Plasmodiidae. The coding region runs from base 1 to 741 and encodes 246 amino acids. The record is from RefSeq and is a predicted model, not a curated record.